Molecule: messenger RNA, 2745 nt
Organism: Peromyscus leucopus (white-footed mouse)
Lineage: Eukaryota; Metazoa; Chordata; Mammalia; Rodentia; Cricetidae
Gene: Trmt2b
Product: tRNA methyltransferase 2 homolog B
Exons: 14
Coding region: 169-1560 (463 amino acids)
Biological process (GO): RNA processing
Molecular function (GO): tRNA (uracil(54)-C5)-methyltransferase activity, S-adenosyl methionine-dependent
Source: RefSeq, a predicted model, not a curated record
CCAGGAAGUGACUCGCCCCGUGACCUCCGGCCCGCGGCGCUGCCUUUUGGUUUGCCACUGUACGUCCGUCGGAGGCUUUAGUGGCUCCGAAGGUGGAUAAAAGAAAAGGAAUGUCAGAGGCAUGACUAACCUGCUAGAAGCCAUCGAGGCAUCAAGAGAAGAGUCCUGAUGCACAACCCAAGACUAUUCCUUUCCAGGGUGGGUUUCUUCUCCAAAUCAGGACUUCUUCCUUGGUAUGCCACAAACCCACCAGAUUUGUCACAGUCCUUUUGGGGCAGAGCACAUAAGGGAGAUUUCACCAGUGUGACAGUCAAGAAGCAUCCAAGCCGACAAAAGUAUCAGAAGAAACAAAGGCACUUUAGAUCACUCGAGGACUCCUGGCAGGAGAGGCUGGCUGAUGUUGUGACUCCACUCUGGAGGCUGAGCUAUGAAGAGCAGCUCAAGGUGAAAUUUGAAGCCCAGAAGAAAAUUAUACAGAGACUAGAGUCGUCCCUACGAGUGCUCCAUGGAGUCAGUGGGAGAGUGGCCGCACCCCAUUCUGAGGGGCUGCGCUGUCACCUCCAUCCUAUUAUACCCUCUCCCAUCAUCGAUGGCUACCGAAAUAAGUCCACCUUCUCUGUGAACCGGAGCCCAGACGGCAACCCAAAGACUGUGGGGUACUACCUAGGAACUUGGAGAGAUGGGAAUAUUGUCUGUGUACCGUGUAGCCAUCUGAAAAACAUCCCGGAAAAACACAGUCAAGUAGCUCAGUACUAUGAAGUAUUCCUUCGACAGUCUUCAGUGGAACCCUGUCUUCUGUUUCAUGAAGGUGGACACUGGCGUGAGCUCACAGUUCGAACCAAUAGCCAAGGACACACAAUGGCUAUCAUCACUUUUCAUCCCCAGGGAUUAAGUCAGGAGGAGCUCUGUGUUCAGAAGGUGACCUUGAGGGACUUUUUCACUAAAGGCCCUGGAGCAGUCUGUGAAUUGACCUCACUCUAUUUCCAGGAAAGCACCAUGACCCGUUGCAGUCAUGAGCAGUCCCCCUACCAGCUCCUGUUUGGGGAACCCCACAUCUUUGAAGAUCUUCUGGGUUUGAAGGUCCGCAUCUCUCCAGAUGCCUUCUUCCAGAUUAAUACUGCUGGUGCAGAAUUGCUGUAUCAGACCAUUGGGGAACUGAGUGGAGUGGACUCCAAUACCAUCCUCCUUGACAUUUGCUGUGGAACAGGUGUAAUUGGCCUUUCUCUGGCUCAGCGUGCAUCCCAGGUCCUUGGCAUUGAGCUGGUAGAGCAGGCAGUAGAGGAUGCCAGGUGGACUGCAGCCUUCAAUGGUGUCACCAACUGUGAGUUUCAUGCUGGAAGAGCAGAGAAGAUUUUGCCACAGUUGUUGAAGUCGCAGGAAGAUGAGAAGUUAACUGUUGCUGUGGUGAACCCUGCCCGUGCUGGACUGCAUUACCAAGUGGUGCAAGCCAUUCGGAACUGCAGGGCCAUCCAGAGGCUAGUUUUUGUUUCCUGCAAGCCGCAUGGUGAAAGCACAAGGAACUUCAUUGAAGAGCCCCUGGUCAGUUAUAUGAGACACUGAUAACAAGAACAACGAAACUGAGCUAGAGAGGUGGCUCUGCGCUUACAAGAAUGUACUGCUUUCGCAGAGGAACCGAGUCUCAUCACUGCACCCACAUCAGGCAGCUCACAGGCACCUGUGAUUCAGGCUCCACGAGGAUCCAGCACCUCUGGCUUCCAUGGACAACCCUUCACAUGCGCAUGUGCAUGCAUGCUUACAUACAUGGCUGAAAAAGUAAAUCUUGAAAAAUCAAGUCAUAUUUGCAGGAAAUUUGAUGAACUUGACAUUAUUCUGAUAAGCGAAAUAAGCCAAUCUUAGGAAGACAAAUGCCAAAUGUUUGCUCUUGUACAUGGAUCCUGCAUUAUAAAUAUUUGUGCACAAAUGUGUGUGUUUCUGUGUAGGUCAUAAAACAGCAAGACAAUCUUAAGGGACUGUGAUAAGUAGAGGAGGGGAGUCCCUGGGGAAGGAAGGAACUCAGUCAGAGAGGUAGGAAGCACAGGGUAGGGUAGAGGAGGAGGAAAGUAAAUGAUAUAUGAUAUAUAUGUAUAAAAAUACCACUUUGUAUGUUACCUUUGAAAAUUACUUAACGGAAGGACCCCCUUCAGAAAUAGAGCCCAGUAACAAUUUUCUCUGUCUAGAAAGAACUGGGGAGAGGGCCGUAGAGCUGGCUAAGGGGUUGAGAGUACGUGAUGCUCCUACAGACUUGGCUUUGGUUUCCAGUGCCCACAUGCUGGUUCGUAACCAUGGGCAACUCCAAUUUCUGGGGACCUGAUGCCCUCUUCUGACUUCCUCGGGCACCAGGCAUGCAUGUGGUGCGCAUACAUGCAUACAGGCAAAGCACUCAUACACAUAAACAUUAAAUAAAUCUAAAAAGUAUUUUAGAAAGAAAGAACUGGGGACAUAUGAGAGAUGGGAAAGUAAAUUAAUUACCUCAUGUACCUUUUAAUGCUAUUUCAUUUUGACUCAGAUGAAAGAAUUAAUUAUAUUUUACAUUAUAUAUAAUAACAAUGAAUUUUAAAAUGCAGUGGUUAAAAUGAAACCUAGAAUUAAGCUAGCACACUGAGAAAAUUUCUAAACAUGGCCUCAAAAAGGCAAGACAGUUUUAAUUCUAUAUGGUAGAAAAAGUCUGAGUGCAAAAGUACAAGAGAAUGGGUAUAAAUUGAUACAACCUUUUUAGAAGAGUUUAAUGGUGGGUACAUGUCUUAG